Messenger RNA from Odocoileus virginianus texanus, 3195 nucleotides. The record is from RefSeq and is a predicted model, not a curated record. Lineage: Eukaryota; Metazoa; Chordata; Mammalia; Artiodactyla; Cervidae.
CCAGCCUUUUUCCUGCAUCCGGGCUCGGAGAGGCGGCUCUGAAGACCAGCGAGCAGCAUGGAGGUCCGCGGCGAGUCCCAGUCCGGCCCGAGCUGUUCGUCGUCCUCCCGGGAUGGCUCCGGGGUCUCGGUCUCCAAGGAGUUGCUGGUGGCGGGGAGCGGCGGCCGCGGAGGUAUAUGGGACAGGUUGCUCAUCAACCCCAAGCCUAAUUCCAGAAAGAAUUCUACUCUUCAAACAGUUCGGAUAGAGAGGAGUCCCUUGCUGGACCAAGUACGGACCUUUCUCCCACAGAUGGCUCAGGCAAAUGAAAAGCUAAGAAAAGAAAUGGCAACUGCUCAACCUGGUCAUUUCAAUAUUGAAAAUACUGAUGAGACUCUUGGACAAGUUAUUCAAAUGGACGUGGCCUUGUUUGAGAUGAAUCAGUCUCAUUCGAAAGAAGAGGACAGUUCGGAAGAGAAUUCACAAGACAGUUCAGAAGAAAGUUCAGAAUCUGAGGAUGAAGGUGACAGCAUCUCUUCUGAAGAUACUAUGGUGCUUUUUUGCAAUAUUGAAUGUACUUUGUUUCUUGGAGAAACAGAAGCUGGCUUUUAAAGACCUAGAAGAGAUAGCAUUUGGAGAUCCUCUCAGAGCACACUGUAUUUGAUUUCAUGCUAAAGAGAUUGUGUUUAGAAAGCUUAAUUUUAUGUAUAGUAAUGAGUGAGUUUGUUGGCAUUCUUCUUCAUAGCAUAGACUUCAGAAAUCUCAAACUUAUUUUAAGGUAAAAAUACAUAUCACCUGUUCAUUUUUACUUUAAAUUGUCCACUUAGAUAAAACAACCUAGGUUGGUUUUUAUUUUUUAAGUUAUUAUAAAGUCAGAUUUAUUUAUUACCAUCAAAAUGGGGUCAAUGAGGGAGAAAUCUUUUAAAGAGGUUUUUUACAAAGAAAAUAAUUACUUACAUUUAGCCACCCUCAGACAUAUCUACUUUCAUUAAAAAAAAAAAAAAUUCCUUUCCAGUUUGAGCUGGAAAACUGGUGUUCUGUGGUUUAAUCACUGUCGAUGACUCUGCAGCCCCUUAUUACAUACUAGCAUGUAGAAUUUUUAUAUUUCUCCCUUGCCAUGGCUGUCUCAUACAAUACAACUCGGUGUUCAGUACAGUUCAAGAAGUCAUCUAAGUUCAGUUCUCUGAAUUGUAUGUAGAAUUUGCUUUUUUAGUUUUGUUUUUUCUUUUUCUCAUAAAGCAAUGUUUUUGUUUGUUUCAACUAUUGAAAUUAUUCCUCACAGUUGCCCAGUUUUGAAAUCUGUUCAUCGUAGAGAAUAGGGACACCCCAGGAAAAAUAGGGCACAGUACAUGAAAAGAUAGUACUUGGUUUUCCCUUUCAAAAGGCAAAAUGAUCCUACUUUGGAGUCUCCUUUCUGCCUUAUUCUUGACCUUAUUAAACUUGUGUGGGAUCUUAUUUGCCAUGGAACUGGCUUUGCUCAGGAUGUAAACUAGAGAAUUUAAAGGAAUGUCUCCAAGUGCAUUGAGCUGAUGGAACUUUCUUCCCUAAUGUUUUAGGGUUUUUUUUUUAACUGUUUUUUUUCUUACUCCUCACCUUAUCCUUGUGAAUACUCUGAAGAUAAUUCUCCAGGUUCUUUCUGUUAUUUCCCAUUGGAAAUUGGAACCCGGGCUGUGCCUUAAAAGUGUGCAGAGUGAACAGAUCUGGAAACCAGAUUUCUCAGCUAGAAAAGAUACCAUGUUGUCCCUUGUAGCACCAAACACAGCUGUGAUGAAUUAUUGGUGUAAAUAUUUAUUUAAAUAAAUUAACAAAUAUUUAAGUAAUGUCUUCUACCAGCUAACAUUUAUGCCACAUUGUGGGAAGAGUUGCAUUUGUCUGGUUCACUCCUUACCGUGGUGCAUGGUACACAGUAGGCACUGAAUGAUGUAGAUAAAUGAAUCAACAGGUAUAUGGGGGGUGUACAGGACAUUUAAAGCCAUGGUAUCCAUGGGGAUAUGAAGGUGUGAGUUCACCAGAAAUGCACACCUAAGUAGAAAUAGACUGGUUAGUGAAAGAGACUAGUCAGUGUAGAAUUACAUACUAGUAUGUAGAAUUUUAGUGUUUCUCCCCUUCCGUGGCUAUCUCAUAUAAUACAACUAAGUGUUCUCUGCAGUUGAAGAAGUCACCUAAAUUCAGUUCUCUGGACAGUCUUAUGACAUUGGAGGGAAAAAAAAUCUAAUAUGUGAUAGGGUUGUCCUUUUAAGUAAGUGUAAAUUGGAUCCAUUAUUUAAUACACAGUGUCAGGGAUGGCUGUUUUUAAACAAAGUUAGAAUCUAGGCUCAUACCAUGUACUAAAGUCAAGGGACAAAUUGGGGAAAAUAUUUGCAAUAAAAGUCAAAGAAUGAGUGUUAUUAAUAUAAAAUGGGCUCUUAAAAAAUAGUAAAAAAAUAAAAAGACUAAUAAUCUCAAUAGACGUGAGCAGAUAAUUCACAGGGAAAAAAUGUUCAGUCCCAUUUCUCAAAGAAAUGCAAAUAAAACUAAGGUGGUAUUUUUUUACCUGUUGAAGUGGCAGAUGAAACACCAGCUAGUACUUAACUAGUACUUAACCUUUUUGUGUGCCUGCCACUAUUCUGAGUGUUUUAUGAGCUACCAGCACUCUCACACACAGAAAAAUUUAUCGAGUUACACAUUUAACAUCUGUGCACUGUGUAUGUUAUACCUCAGUGAAAGAGCUGUUUUGUGUGUAAGCAGCUUGCUUUACAGUCUCUUGGAAGCCGAGUCCCUGUCAUGCCUUGGUUGGUCUGACCCUGUGCAUCCUUGGCCUGAUUCUUAGGUGUAAGGUGACAGCUGCUGUUUGAACAGUCUUGUUCCCGCUAAGGCUGCUGAAAUGUUCUCUUUAACCUUGUGUGUUAUCUAUUUGUGGCUGUUUGACAGUCAUAAACUGGGUAAUUGGAUGUAAUGGUCUUGGAAGCAAAAAUAUUCUUAUUGAAUCUCCUCUAUCCUCAUAAUACUUUGUGCAUCAGAUGUGGUAUUUAUAAAAAAAUAAAACUGCCUUGCCAAGUAGCUUGUAUUCCUGUGCCCGAGUCUGCUGCUGUGGCAGAAAAGACAAGAGAGAUUGAGUCUUUCAUUUGUAUUUCCCUCAGUGCCUGGCAUGGUGCCUUUCACUCAGAAUGUACAAUGAAUGUUCAUGAAAAAAAAUUUUUUUUUCCUCUUGACAUCAAUAAAGUAAUACAUCUUAAA